Messenger RNA from Brienomyrus brachyistius, 9652 nucleotides. It is a transcript of the gene tln1, whose product is annotated as talin 1. Gene Ontology annotation, molecular function: actin filament binding; structural constituent of cytoskeleton; integrin binding. Lineage: Eukaryota; Metazoa; Chordata; Actinopteri; Osteoglossiformes; Mormyridae. The record is from RefSeq and is a predicted model, not a curated record. The coding region runs from base 390 to 8015 and encodes 2541 amino acids. The transcript is spliced from 57 exons. Gene Ontology annotation, biological process: platelet aggregation. Gene Ontology annotation, cellular component: ruffle; focal adhesion; plasma membrane.
GUGUUUGCUACUAAGUAUCAGCCGCGAAAAAGCGCCCGGGUUUUAGACGAAUCGUACGGUUUGCUUCCACUUCCUCCCCAGACUGCAACGUUACUGAAGGGUGGAGUUUUUGCACCGUCUGUGAGGAUCGGGGCAGGGAAGGAGCAGAGAAAGAGCAAAAAAUUACCAUCUGACACACACCAGCGCUUGGACCAUCGCUUGAAGCUGGGGACGGGGAAAUUUUAUCCGCUGUUUCGAUUUCGAGUAGGGGGACGACGAGCGUGAGCAAACGAGGAGAAAGGAGCCGGGUUACGGAGACCCCCAGAAGGUGACGCUGAAGCGGGAGGCCGUCUCCCAUCCAGAAGAGAUUUCAUCAGGUUCAGUGAGCGAGCUGAGAGCCAGAAGCAGACAUGGUGGCGCUGUCGCUGAAGAUCGGUGUGGGGACCGUGGUGAAGACCAUGCAGUUCGAGCCUUCCACCAUGGUGUACGAUGCCUGCCGCAUCAUCCGGGAGAGGGUGCCGGAGGCGCAGUGCGGCCAACCCAACGACUAUGGCCUGUUCCUGUCGGAUGAGGACCCAAAGAAGGGCAUCUGGCUGGAGGCCGGGAAAGCCCUCGACUAUUACAUGCUCAGGAACGGGGACACCCUGGAUUACAAGAAGAAACAGCGGCCCCUGAAAAUCCGCAUGCUUGACGGGACAGUUAAGACCGUCAUGGUGGACGACUCCAAAAUCGUCAGCGACAUGCUUAUGACAAUCUGUGCGAGGAUAGGUAUCACAAACUAUGAUGAGUACUCACUGGUGCGCGACAUCGGGGAGGAGAAGAAAGAGGAGACCACAGGCACGCUGAAGAAGGACAAGACACUUUUACGAGAUGACAAGAAGAUGGAAAAGCUCAAGCAGAAGUUGCACACAGAUGACGAACUGAACUGGCUCGACCAUGGACGGACACUCAGGGAGCAAGGUGUGGAGGAAACAGAGAUGCUUCUCCUCAGGAGGAAGUUCUUCUAUUCUGACCAGAACGUGGACUCCAGGGAUCCCGUCCAGCUCAACUUGCUUUACGUGCAGGCCCGAGACGACAUCCUGAAUGGCUCCCAUCCAGUUUCCUUCGAUAAGGCCUGCGAGUUCGCUGGAUACCAGUGCCAGAUCCAGUUUGGUGAUCACAAUGAGUCCAAACACAAACCCGGAUUCUUAGAUUUGAAAGAGUUUCUCCCAAAAGAGUAUGUCAAGAACAAAGGAGAGAAAAAGAUCUUUCAGGCCCACAAAAACUGCCAAAAUAUGACAGAAAUUGAAGCCAAAGUUAACUAUGUUAAGCUUGCCAGGUCCCUGAAAACAUACGGAGUGUCAUUCUUCCUUGUGAAGGAGAAGAUGAAAGGCAAGAACAAACUGGUCCCCCGCCUGCUGGGCAUCACCAAGGAGAGCGUGAUGCGGGUGGACGAGAAGACCAAGGAAGUGAUCCAAGAGUGGAGCCUGACCAACAUCAAGCGCUGGGCCGCCUCGCCCAAGAGCUUCACCCUGGACUUUGGAGAUUACCAAGAUGGAUACUACUCUGUCCAGACGACUGAGGGGGAGCAGAUCGCACAGCUGAUAGCCGGCUACAUCGACAUCAUCCUCAAGAAGAAAAAGAGCAAGGACCACUUUGGCUUAGAAGGAGAUGAGGAAUCCACAAUGCUGGAGGAUUCUGUGUCCCCCAAAAAGUCGACUGUCCUCCAGCAGCAGUUCAACAAGGUGGGGAAGGUAGAGACCGGCUCUGUCGCUUUACCCGCCAUCAUGCGGUCCGGCGGCGUCGGCCCAGAGAGCUUCCAGAUGGGCUCCAUGCCUCAGGCCAAGCAGCACAUCACCAGUGGACAGAUGCACAGGGGCCACAUGCCACCGCUGACGUCUGCUCAGCAGGCCCUCACGGGCACCAUCAACUCCAGCAUGCAGGCCGUCCAGGCGGCCCAGGCCUCCCUGAAUGAGUUCGACGCUCUCCCUCCCCUGGGCACCGACGCUGCCUCGCAAGCGUGGCGCAAGAACAAAAUGGACGAGUCGAAGCACGAGAUCCACUCGCAGGUGGAUGCCAUCACGGCAGGAACCGCAUCUAUGGUCAACCUUACAGCAGGUGACCCAGCGGAGACUGACUACACCGCCGUGGGCUGCGCUGUCACCACCAUCUCCUCCAACCUGACGGAGAUGUCCAAGGGUGUGAAGCUCCUGGCUGCCCUCAUGGAGGACGAAGGUGGCACUGGGCAGCAGCUGCUGGGGGCGGCCAAGAACUUGGCUUGUGCUGUAUCGGACAUGCUGAAGACUGCCCAGCCGGCCAGCAGUGAGCCUCGUCAGAACCUCCUCCAAGCUGCCGGCAACGUGGGUCAGGCUAGUGGGGAGCUGCUGCAGCAGAUAGGCGAAAGUGACUCAGACCCCCGAUUCCAGGACAUGCUGAUGCAACUGGCCAAAGCUGUGGCCAACGCCGCCGCAGCCCUCGUGCUCAAGGCCAAGAACGUGGCCCAGAAAGCAGAGGACUCCGCCCUGCAGAACCGCGUGAUCGCUGCUGCCACCCAGUGCGCCCUCUCCACCUCCCAGCUGGUGGCCUGCACCCGGGUGGUGGCCCCCACUAUUAGCUCGCCUGUGUGCCAGGAGCAGCUGAUCGAGGCAGGCAAACUGGUGGCCAAGUCAGUGGAGGGCUGUGUGGAGGCAUCGCAAGCUGCCACCAGCGAUGAGCAGCUGCUGAAGCAGGUGGGCGUGGCCGCCACCGGUGUCACCCACGCCCUGAACGAGCUUCUGCAGCACAUCAAGCAGUACGCCACUGGGGGGCAGCCUAUCGGCCGGCACGGCGAGGCCACUGACCGCAUCCUGGAUGUCACCGAGAACAUCUUCAGUUCCAUGGGUGAUGCUGGUGAGAUGGUCCGACAGGCUCGCAUCCUCGCGCAGGCCACCUCCGACCUGGUCAACGCCAUCAAGGCCGACGCCGAGGGGGAGUCGGACCUGGAGAACUCCCGCAAGCUUCUCUCCGCCGCCAAGCUGCUGGCCGACGCCACAGCAAAGAUGGUGGAAGCCGCCAAGGGCGCGGCUGCUAACCCUGACAGUGAGGAGCAGCAGCAGAAGUUGCGGGAGGCGGCAGAAGGCCUGCGUAUGGCCACCAACGCUGCAGCGCAGAAUGCAAUCAAGAAGAGGCUGGUCAACAAGCUGGAGAAUGCAGCCAAGCAGGCGGCUGCCGCAGCCACGCAGACCAUUGCAGCAGCACAGCAUGCGGCCUCAUCUAACAAGAACCCAGCCGCGCAGCAGCAGCUGGUGCAGAGCUGCAAGGUGGUUGCAGACCAGAUCCCCAUGCUGGUCCAGGGGGUACGAGGCAGCCAGUCACAACCGGACAGCCCCAGCGCCCAGCUGGCCCUCAUCGGAGCAAGCCAGAACUUCCUACAGCCUGGAGCGAAGAUGGUGACAGCCGCCAAGGCCACCGUGCCGACCAUCAGUGACCAGGCGUCCGCCAUGCAGCUCAGCCAGUGUGCCAAGAACCUGGCCAAUGCCCUCGGGGAGCUGCGUACCGCCGCCCAGAGGGCACAGGAAGCCUGUGGCCCCCUGGAGAUCGACAGCGCCCUCACUGUGGUGCGUGGCCUGGAGAGGGACAUGCAGGAGGCCAAGACAUCGGCCGCGGAGGGGAAGCUCCGCCCACUGCCCGGGGAGACGUUGGAGAAGUGUUCCCAGGACCUGGGUACCAGCACCAAGGCUGUCAGCUCCGCCAUUGCCCAGCUGCUGAGCGAGGCCACCCAGGGCAACGAGAAUUACACCGGCAUCGCUGCACGCGAUGUGGCCCAGGCCCUGCGCUCCCUGGCCUCGGCUGCCCGCGGCGUUGCUGCCAACACCGCCGACCCCCAGGCUCGCAAUGCCAUGCUGGACUGCGCCAGCGAUGUCAUGGACAAGUCAGCCAACCUCAUUGAGGAGACCAAGAGGGCCAUCGCCAAGCCUGGUGACCCUGACAGCCAGCAGAGGUUGGCCCAGGUGGCGAAGGCUGUGUCCCAGGCCCUGAACAGAAGCGUGAACUGCUUGCCUGGUCAGCGGGAUGUGGACAACGCCAUCAGAACAGUUGGCGAGGCCAGCAAGAAACUUCUGGCUGAUUCGUUCCCGGCGAGUGGGAAGAACUUCCAGGAGGCGCAGACCAAUCUGAACCAGGCUGCUGUCAACCUGAACCAGUCCGCCAACGAGCUGGUGCAGGCCUCCCGCGGCACCACCCAGGACCUGGCCCGGGCCACCGGCAAGUUCGGCAAAGGCUUCAGCGAGUUCCUGGAGGCUGGCGUCGACAUGGCCGGCCAGUCGCAGUCCAAGGAAGACCAGGCUCAAGUCGUCACCAAUCUCAAGACCAUCUCCAUGUCAUCCAGCAAACUCCUCCUGGCAGCCAAGGCCUUGUCCACUGACCCCAAUGCCCCCAACCUGAAGAACCAGUUGGCGGCCGCAGCUCGCGCCGUCACCGACAGCAUCAACCAGCUCAUCACCAUGUGCACUCAGCAAGCCCCCGGGCAGAAGGAGUGCGACAACGCGCUCCGGGAGCUGGAGACUGUCAGAGGGAUGCUGGAGAACCCAACUGAGGCAGUCAACGACAUGUCCUACUUCGACUGCAUCGACAGCGUCAUGGAGAAUUCCAAGGUGUUGGGCGAAGCCAUGGCAGGAAUUUCCCACAAUGCCAAGGGCAGCAACCUGCCAGAGUUUGGGGACUCAGUCAGUUCUGCUUCCAAAGCCCUGUGUGGGCUCACUGAAGCCGCUUCUCAGGCCGCCUACUUGGUUGGCGUCUCGGACCCCAACAGCCACGCGGGCCAGAAGGGGCUGGUGGAUCCAGCCCAGUUCGCCCGAGCCAACCAGGCCAUUCAGAUGGCCUGCCAGAACCUGGUGGACCCGGCCUGUACGCAGUCACAGGUUCUUUCCGCCGCCACUAUUGUUGCCAAACACACAUCGGCCCUCUGCAAUGCCUGCCGCCUUGCCUCCUCGAAAACAUCCAAUCCUGUUGCUAAGCGACAGUUUGUCCAGUCCGCCAAGGAGGUGGCUAACAGCACGGCUAAUCUCGUGAAGUCUAUCAAGGCCCUGGAUGGAGCAUUUAACCAGGAGAAUCGCGAGAAGUGCAGGGCGGCCACGGGGCCCCUGAUCGAGGCGGUGGACAACCUUACUGCCUUCGCCUCUAACCCCGAGUUCGCAAGCAUCCCUGCCCAGAUAAGUCCAGAGGGUCUGACGGCGAUGGAGCCCAUCCUGCACGCAGCUCAGACCAUGCUGGAGAGCUCCACGGGCCUGAUCCAGACCGCCCGCUCCUUGGCGGUCAACCCCAAAGACCCGCCCAAGUGGUCCGUGCUGGCGGGCCACUCCAGAACUGUGUCGGACUCCAUAAAGAAGCUCAUAACCAACAUGAGAGAUAAGGCUCCUGGGCAGAGGGAGUGCGACGAGGCCAUUGAGGUCCUCAACAACUGUAUCCGUGAUGUGGACCAGGCGUCUCUGGCUGCCAUCAGCCAACAGCUCACUCCAAGAGAAGACAUUUCUCAGGAGGCACUCCACGAGCAGAUGGCAGCUUCCGUGCAUGAGAUCAGCAAUCUGAUCGAACCUGUGGCUGUCGCUGCUCGCUCAGAAGCCUCGCAACUGGGACACAAGGUGUCCCAGAUGGUCAGCUACUUCGAGGCGCUCGUCAUGUCCUCUGUCGGCAUGGCCUCUAAGAUCCUGAACAGCCAGCAGCAGAUGAACGUGCUGGACCAGACCAAGACCCUGACUGAGUCUGCGCUGCAGAUGCUCUACACGGCCAAAGAAGCCGGAGGCAACCCUAAGGCAGCCCACACCCAAGAAGCCCUGGACGAGUCAGUGCAGAUGAUGAAAGAGGCCGUGGACGACCUGGCCGCCACCCUCGGCGAGGCCGCAAGUGCUGCAGGGGCAGUCGGCGGUAUGGUGGAUUCCAUCACGAAGGCCAUGAACAAGAUGGAGGAUGGACCGGCAGAUGAACCAGAGGGUGCCUUUGUGGACUACCAGACCACCAUGGUGAAGACAGCUAAGGCCAUUGCAGUUACUGUCCAGGAGAUGGUGACCAAGUCCAACGCCAAUCCUAAUGAACUCGGAGGCCUGGCAAACCAGCUGACGAACGAAUUCGGAGAGCUUGCUAGCGAAGCGAAAUGCGCAGCCAUCACGGCUGAGAGUGACGAGAUCGGCUCGAACAUCAAGAAACAGGUCCAGGAGCUGGGCUUUGGCUGCACUAGCCUGGUGACUAAGGCUGGAGCCUUGCAGUGCAGCCCCAACGACUCCUUCACCAAGAAGGAGCUCAUUGAGAGUGCCCGCAAGGUCUCGGAGAAGGUGUCACAUGUGCUCGCUGCACUGCAGGCCGGUAACCGCGGCACCCAAGCCUGCAUCACAGCAGCCAGCGCCGUUUCUGGCAUUAUCGCCGACCUGGAUACCACCAUCAUGUUCGCCACUGCAGGCACCUUGAACAGGGAGAACGCAGAGACCUUCGCUGACCACAGGGAGAACAUCCUGAAGACCGCCAAGGCCUUGGUGGACAACACCAAGCAGCUGGUAUCCGGGGCUGGGGCAGGUCAGGAGAAGCUGGCACAGGCGGCUCAGUCAUCCGUUAUGACCAUCACCAAUCUGGCGGAUGUAGUGAAACUAGGAGCAGCGAGCCUGGGGGCCGAGGACCCCGAGACACAGGUGGUCCUCAUCAACGCCGUGAAGGACGUGGCCAAGGCCCUCGGCGACCUCAUUAGCGCCACCAAGGCCGCAGCAGGCAAACCUCACGAUGACCCCGCCAUGCUGCAGCUCAAGAGCUCUGCUAAGGUGAUGGUGACCAACGUGACCUCGCUCCUGAAGACCGUGAAGGCCGUGGAAGAUGAAGCCACUAAAGGGACGCGAGCCCUGGAGGCCACGAUCGAGCACAUCAAGCAGGAGCUGACCGUUUUCAGCAGUGCUGACCCGCCCCCAAAGACAGCCACCCCGGAAGAGUUCAUCCGCAUGACCAAGGGCAUCACCUUGGCGACGGCCAAAGCAGUGGCUGCUGGGAACUCUUGCCGCCAGGAGGACAUCAUCGCCACGGCCAAUUUGAGCCGGAGAGCGAUCGCCGACAUGCUGCACUCCUGCAAGCAAGCUGCCUACCAUCCCGACGUUGGCAUGGAGGUGCAGAUGCGUGCCCUGCGCUUCGGAAAGGAGUGUGCCAGCGGCUACCUUGGCCUUCUGGAGCAUGUGCUGGUGAUCAUCCAGAAGCCUUCCCACGACCUGAAGCAGCAGUUAGCGGCCUACUCCAAACGCGUGGCGGGCUCUGUCACCGAGCUCAUUCAGGCUGCGGAAGCCAUGAAGGGGACGGAGUGGGUGGACCCCGAGGAUCCCACAGUCAUCGCCGAGAACGAGCUGCUGGGGGCGGCAGCCGCCAUCGAGGCUGCCGCCAAGAAGCUGGAGCAGCUGAGGCCCAGAACCAAACCCAAGGAAGCGGACGAGAGCCUAAACUUCGAGGAACAGAUUCUGGAAGCUGCCAAGUCCAUCGCCGCGGCGACCAGCGCCCUGGUGAAGGCUGCCUCGGCUGCCCAAAGGGAGCUGGUGGCCCAGGGCAAAGUGGGCGCGAUUCCUGCCAACGCCGUGGAUGAUGGACAGUGGUCCCAGGGCCUUAUCUCUGCUGCUCGAAUGGUCGCCGCGGCAACCAACAACCUGUGCGAGGCGGCGAACUCGGCAGUGCAGGGCCAUGCCAGCGAGGAGAAGCUCAUCUCCUCGGCCAAGCAGGUGGCCGCUUCCACCGCCCAGCUGCUGGUGGCCUGCAAGGUCAAGGCCGACCAGGACUCCCAGACCAUGAAGAGGCUUCAGGCCGCUGGAAACGCUGUCAAGCGAGCCUCAGACAACCUAGUGAAGGCAGCGCAGAAAGCGGCCUUCGAUGUCCACGACGACCAGGAUGUCGUGGUCAAGAACAAGAUGGUUGGUGGCAUCGCUCAGAUCAUCGCGGCUCAGGAGGAGAUGCUACGCAAAGAGAGGGAGCUGGACGAGGCCCGCAAGAAGCUGGCCAUGAUCCGGCAGCAGCAGUACAAAUUCCUCCCGUCAGAGCUGCGGGAAGAUAGGCAAGACCAGUGAGGCGUGCCGACCCGGCAAGGGACCCUCGCGAGGUGGGGGCGAGUCAAGGCUCGCGGCUGAGUAACUGAUCGGCUGCUUAUCCAGGCAGCGACAUCAUGGUAUUAUGCUUAUGGAAGCAAUAUGGCUAUGCGAUCAAAGAAAACAUGUUCGUAAAAGAGAUAUAUCGAGUUUUCUGUUUUUUAUUUUUUUUUUUCUGUUCAUCACACAUAAAAAGCUUCAAGGUGCCACUUGUUUGUUUGAAUGAUGUAUGCAGAUUUGUCGAGAAACUGUGUUUUUAUUACUUCUAUGUGGUUAACUUGGUGAUUAACUGUAGGUUAGCAUCCGCUCGCUCAGUCAGCGACCGUGGCUAUAGCUUUAUUGAAAAACGAAAACAGAACAUAAAAAAACAUCAAUGCAAAUUCGUGUUUCAGCUUCAAAAUGCAUUUCGGUGAGCACAAAACAUACACCUUCGCCAGGGUCUGUUUUUGCUGUCGCGUAAUUAUUUGGAAAUUUCAGUUGUCCCAAUGAUGACUCGAGGGUAAGACUUUAACUCUUAUUUCACUGAGUAAUCAGACAACAGUCUUCAUCGUAAGAACUUAAUUUUCAAGCUGUGCAGAACCUUCAGACCCUCUGGAAGGUUCUGCAGAGAGCACCUUUCGACCGGAGCAGCAGGGCGAAACUUUACAUACCCUCAUCCAGGAAAUUCAGGGUGCAGCUGUUGCAGUUUGGACCAGAAGUGCAAUGAUUGAUUUUUGCGUUGAUACAAUUCAAGAAGGCAUACAUAUCAUUUUUUUUAAAGCAAUGAAAUGUUACAAAUGAUAUCUUCUAUUAAAUUUAUAUAUUAAUAAAGUGUCUGAGGUUUUUUUUCCAAAGGGUCUGCUUUUAGAGCGAUGUAUAUUAACACUCAGUAUAUCUUGGUAGUUUUCCUGAGUUUUAUUAAAAUUUAUAAAUUGCAUUUUUAUGGCUAAUGCUCAAAGGUCAUGCUCUGCCCCGCUCCCCCACCGGUGUUUGUGCUACUCGCUGAUAUGUGCCUAAAUUCCACAGAUAUGGAUAUUAUACAUCGAUAUUAAUAUUAUAGGUACAGAUAAACAAUUUCAGCAUUUGAAAUUGAAUCGACAGUUUAUCAAUGUGAUCUGAUAAAUAUUUCUAUGAUAAAUAAUAUAUUUUAUUUGUCCAGUGUUACCUGUAUAUGAUCAAAGGCCUUUAUCGUACCUUCCUGUCCAGUCGGAUUGCCACUGCAUCAGAAAAGUGCCUGUGUAUGUAUUUUAUAUUGUAUUGUGUUUGUGAUGGUUAACCUUUCCCUGUCUCCAAGUGCACUUAUCAGAUUCUUCAGUUUCUAAAGUCAUGGAAGUCCACUUUUCAAAGUUAUGUCUUUUUCUCUCUCUCCUUUUCGAUCAUUAUCUUUACUGAGAGUUUGUAUAAGCUUUGGUCCAUACAAACAGACUUGACAGACCUGAGGUUCAGACAAUCUGUUGGUCAGGAGCAUCUGGCUGGCCAAACAUACUAUUUUGGAUUCUGUGUUAUUUUUUUCCAUUUUGCAUUUUAAUUUUGAUACUCUAUCAAUCAAUUAACAGUGCUUUUGGGGGGGACCCGUCUUUAUGUAAAGAACAGUUAUGUUUGGAAGCAUUUUCAUUUAAUAAAGCUGGUUUAUAAAGAAA